UCGGGCGCGUGGGUGUUUCUGAGCGCUUUCCCGCAGAUUCCUUUGCCGUCAUUGGUUAAGAAUGACGAGUUUCGUGUGAACCGGGGAUUGGGAGGGGGGGCUGUGGUCAAACCCACAACGACCUAAACAGCCCCGGGAGGAGAGGAGAGGCUAGAGAAGAGUUGUCCUCGCAGCAGCUACAGCUGUAGCCCCGCGUUUAAAGCCUGCAUGGGCUAGUCCGUUAGCUAGCUUAGCAUCGCCGUUAACUCCGGGUCGCUUCCUCCGCGGUUCCCCCCCCGCCGCUCCCCCCCAUCCGUCCCACCCGGUCUAGUCCGCUCUCCCACCGGCCGCCUCGAAGAUGAUGAAGUUCAGGUUUCGUCGGCAGGGCACGGACCCGCAGAGGGAGAAGAUAAAACAGGAGCUCUUCGCUUUUAACAAGACUGUGGAGCAUGGGUUCCCCCAUCAGCCCAGCGCCCUGGCCUUUGACCCCAGGCUGCAGCUGAUGGCCAUCGGCACAAAGUCAGGAGCCAUUAAAAUCUACGGGGCUCCUGGCGUAGAGUUCACAGGACUACAUAAAGACAUCACGGCUGUCACACAGAUCCACUUCCUACCUGGUCAGGGUCGUCUCCUGUCGCUGCUGGAUGACAACACGAUUCAUCUGUGGGAGCUGGUAGUUGGGCCCCCCAGAGAGGUGGGGGGGACAAAGAAAGAGGGUGGAGUCUGUCUUAAACAAGUGGAUAGCUACACCCUGCCUGGAAGGCCUGGGAUUGAGAGCUGCAGUGCUACGCGAGUGACUGUCCUCCUCUUGCUAAAGUCUUGUGACCUGCUCUGCAUCGGAACAGAAGGGGGAGGCGUUUACUUUGUGGAGUUACCCCGCCUCGUGCUAAAGGAGAACCAGACGCUGCUCCAGGACCAGGUCACGCAGAGCCUGCCAGAUGACUACAGAUGUGGUAAAUCACUGGGACCAGUGGAAUCCCUCCAAGAGCAUCCCCAGCAGCCAGGGAAGAUUCUGAUUGGCUACAGCCGUGGCUUGGUGGUCCUGUGGGAUCUGAGCGCCCGUCACGCUGACCAGCUGUUCCUCGGCAAGCAGCAGCUGGAGAGCCUGGUGUGGGAGCGCUCUGGAGGCCUGUUUGUCAGUUCUCACAACGAUGGAGGCUACGCUGUGUGGCCCGUCACCAGUGGCAACACCAUCACUCACCAGCCUGUGUCCUCCACCAUCCCGUACGGCCCAUUUCCGUGUAAGGCCAUCAACAAGAUCCUGUGGAGGACCUCACAGACGGGGUCUCCAGUGCUGUUAUACAGCGGGGGGAUGCCCCGAGCCAGCUACGGUGACCGGCACUGUCUCACCAUCCAGCAGGACAAGGAGCACGUCACUCUGGACUUCACAUCUCGAGUGAUCGACUUCUUCACCAUCCACAACUUGGAGCCGGACAAAGAGUUUGAUGACCCGUCGGCUUUAGUGGUGCUGCUGGAAGAGGAGCUGGUUGUGAUUGAUCUGCAGACCCCAGGGUGGCCCACUCUGCCCACACCUUACCUGGCUCCCCUUCACUCAUCAGCCAUCACCUGCUCCUGCCACAUCUCCAGCGUGCCUCCCAAACUCUGGGAGAGGUUAAUUAACGCGGGCAGAGCACAGCGGACCCGGCAGCAAACACACAUGAGCUGGCCCAUAUGUGGAGGGAAGAAUCUGGCGCCUCCACCCAAACAGCAAGAGCUGCUUUUGACCGGGCACGAGGACGGAACGGUGCGCUUCUGGGACGCGUCGGGCGUCGCUCUCACGCCGCUGUACAAGCUCGGCACGGCCAACUGCUUCCACACCGACUGCGACGAGCCUCACGACUCGAGCAACGACCACGACCUGCAGCAGGAGGACGAAUGGCCUCCUUUCAGGAAGGUGGGCUGCUUUGACCCGUACAGUGACGAUCCCAGACUUGGCAUCCAGAAAAUCAGCCUGUGCAAGUACAGCAACAAGCUGGUGGUGGCUGGAACAGCCGGGCAGGUGAUCGUGCUGGCUUUAAACGACGAGCCGUCCGACCACUCGGUGGACGUGUCCGUGGUGGACCUGCUGCAGGACAGGGAGGGCUUCACCUGGAAGGGCCACGACAGGCUGGAGCCGCGUCUCAAGCCCGCGCCCUUCCCGCCGGGCUUUCAGCCGCAGGUGCUGGUGCAGUGCAUGCCGCCCGCGUCCGUCACAGCGGUGACGCUGCACACGGAGUGGAACGUGAUCGCCUUCGGGACGAGUCACGGGUUUGGCCUGUUCGACUACCACAGGAGAAACACUGUGCUGGCCAGGUGCACCCUGCAUCCGAAUGACUCGCUGGCGAUGGAGGGUCCGCUGUCCAGAGUCAAGUCCUUAAAGAAAUCACUGCGGCAGAGCUUCAGACGCAUCCGGAAAAGCCGGGUGUCCGGAAAGAAACGCGCCCUCCCCACCCCUACCAGCAAGGUACACGAGGCCAAUGCUGCUCUGGCGGAACAGGAGGAAGUAGCUCCAGUGCAGCGACGGAUCGAGCCUCGGUCAGCAGACGACUCAUUGUCAGGAGUGGUCAGAUGUCUCUGCUUCGCUGACACAUUUCUGCGUGACGGUACACACCACGGCCCCACGCUUUGGGCGGGCACCAACUCGGGCAGUGUGUACGCCUACGCUCUGGAGGUCCCGGGCGUGGGAUCGGGCCGCGCGUUUGAGCGGGGAGGAGCGAGCGAGAGCGGCGCGUGCGUUGAGGCGCUGCUGGGUAAAGAGAUCCAGCUGAUGCACAGAGCUCCCGUGGUGUCGAUAAGUGUCCUGGACGGACGAGGGAAGCCUCUGCCGGAUCCGUACGAAGCCUCCCAGGACCUCGCCAUCGCACCGGACAUGACCAACGCUCACUCCGUGCUCAUCGCCUCAGAGGAGCAGCUCAAGGUCUUCUCUCUCCCCAAAGUGAGCGCCAAGACCAAGUUCAAGUUGACUGCACACGAGGGCUGCCGGGUGAGGAAAGUGGCCUUAGUUCUCUUCAGCUCUGCUGCUCAGGAAGACUACAGCGAGCACACGCUGGUCUGUCUCACCAACCUUGGAGACAUGCACCUCUUUACCAUACCUGGCCUUCGACCACAGGUGCGUUACGACUGCAUCCGUAAAGAGGACAUCAGCGGCAUUGCAUCUUGUCUCUUCACCAAGAAUGGACAGGGAUUUUACCUGAUCUCUCCUUCAGAAUAUGAAAGGUUUUCCCUGUCUGCCAAGGUUCUGACAGAACCACUCUGCUCCGUUCAGCUGGACCGCCCACUACAUCCCACAGCUACCAGCGACGGUACAUCGAUGCACCCGCAGGCCAACGGGACCCACAGAAAGAUGGCGGGUCGGGCUGAGGGACAGACGGAGGAGCCUCCAUGCAGCCUGUCCUCACCCAUCCAGGAGACGCCGCUGGACUCCCCCCUCAGCUGUGCCGACCUCACCCUCGAUACCACGGGGGAGCUCACCGUGGAGGACGUCAGGGACUUCCUAACGACGGUGGACGAGGCAGAAAAUAAUCUGAGGAACAUGAAAGAGGAGGAGGGACGCUCCACUGGGAUCCUCAUCAACUGAACAGAGCUUCCUGGAGCAGCUCAGGUGGUUUUCGACUGGAUUUCAGUGCUGGACCACAAACAUCUGACCCGAAGCCACUGAGGAACUCUCCUUUUAACCCGGUACUAGCCGGGAAGAAAGUCUUACAGAUUCCUCCUGCCGGAUGAACGAACUCCUUACCUGCAACCACUUAGGAAACACGACAGCCCCCACCCCCCCCUCCCCCCCUGCCCACACGGAGACACAGGAGGACCAGCGUAGCACCAGGACGGACCGUUCCUCCUCCCACCUUCUCUGUGAGCUUUUCUGCAUGGUUGGGACCAGACCUGGUGCUCUGUCGCUACAUAAACCACUUGAUGUGACUGAAUCGCAGUGAAACAGAAGGUGUGUGUGGUUUAAAGUGUGGGGAGAAAAAUGGCAAAUGAAGUAUUUUUUUGUAGCAUCUCCAUUUUUUUUCUGGAUUCCAACAAGAACUGCUGAAUAUUUUGCUAUCCUGUCGAGGUGCCGAUCAUCGCGACGAUGUAAGAAGGUUUGUUGGCAUUGAAGAAGCGAGUAUUGGAACAAUGUAGGUGUUUUAUACAGCAAAGAUUGUUGCUCCGUUGAAUGUUUUUACUGUCACGUGAGAUAGAUAUUUUAAUAACAAAAAGUUUGCGGGAGGAGAAAAGGGGUCGUGGGGGGGGGGUCCCCACACUGUGAUUAUUAAAAGGGAACCAGCUGGGAAGUGCUGGCUCUAAAGCAUCACCAUCCUCUGACUGAUGGGAGUCAGAGGUAUUACUGAACCAAGAUGAGAUGUAUGCAGUUUAUCUCUUUACGUAGCAAAUAAAGUCGAUCAUCUGCUCAAGUUGGGUUGAAAACUAGGAUUUAAAUAAGAAUGCUUUUUUUUCAGUUAGAGAAUAGGAAUAAAAAGUACAUAAAAAUUAGGGAAAUGAAUAUCGUUCCCUAAGCCUGUAGAGGGCGCUGUUGCAAAGUAAUCUGUCAGUCUAAAGGUGUUCUGUCCUCUAAAAUGGUGCAUUGUUGUUCAUUUAACCAGCCAGCAAAGCUUUGAUCAGCAGUGUUUUAAACCCUUUUUAAAGUUUUGCAGCCUCUCAGCUUUAAAACUGGGAGCCCAGAAGACAAGAAACAAACAAAAGGGCUCGGCGUCAGACCCGGAGAACCUCACUGACUAGAACCUCAGCUGGUAGGAUCUGGGACGUGUCAUUAACCUCUUCAUGCCACUUCCAGCACCAUUUAGCUUUUUAAUCCCACCACUGAGAUGAGUUAUUCAGUUCCAUUUGUAGGAAUUAAGUUGUUUAGCAUUUUGGUUGAUGAACUAUUGUGAAUGUUAAUAAAAUGUAUUUACUCUGAGACUCUA
Molecule: messenger RNA, 4862 nt
Organism: Fundulus heteroclitus (mummichog)
Lineage: Eukaryota; Metazoa; Chordata; Actinopteri; Cyprinodontiformes; Fundulidae
Gene: llgl1
Product: LLGL scribble cell polarity complex component 1
Exons: 24
Coding region: 338-3532 (1064 amino acids)
Biological process (GO): regulation of protein secretion; cortical actin cytoskeleton organization; regulation of establishment or maintenance of cell polarity
Cellular component (GO): cortical actin cytoskeleton; plasma membrane; cytoplasm
Molecular function (GO): GTPase activator activity; myosin II binding
Source: RefSeq, a predicted model, not a curated record